This is a messenger RNA of Vitrella brassicaformis, 1161 nucleotides long. Lineage: Eukaryota; Vitrellaceae. The record is from the annotation of a GenBank genome assembly.
GGGGAAGCAGAUCUGACGGCCUCCUGAAGAUGGGAGGCUGUCUGGGAUCCUGUUAUGCGAGACUGCGGUGCAGCUGGUGCGUACGGAGGUCCACGAUGACCGCUCUCCAGCUGAGGGCGUUGAGGGGCAUCGGCAAAGCGUAUGGAACUCUUCCUGACUGGGUGUUCGACGUUACGGAUCUCUCUUACGUACGUACCCACAACCAAGGGCAGAGCAAGGAUGGGUGCAUGGGGGAGAGGGAAUUCACGCACGUACCGCUGAUUGUGGCUGGCUUGGCGCGGUGUGUGUGCGUGUGUGUGCAGGUGGAACUAUGCACGGUAACGGAGCGCCUCGGAGAGGGCGGUGAGCUGGAGGACGACGACAGAAAGGCGUUCGAGGCUACGGUAAGAUAUCCCACCCGGCAGACGAGCACACAGGCAGACAAGGGAUAUGUCCACGUGUGCUGUGUGCAGGUGGUCCGCAUGUCCUGCCAAAUUCGGCGGCUGCAACUGUGGAAGGCCGAGCUUCUGCGGGGCCGACAGUUCAAGGAGUAAGCAGACGCACUCACGCCCCAACCCAGCCCAUGCACAAGUCUUGAUGCUGGCGCUUACUUGUCUCUCUCUCUGUGUAUGUGCUCAUUUGUCCAUCCAUCCAAACAGGUAUCUGGACAGUAAGCUGCCGAAGCCGCCCCACUACCCCUACAUCUUAGAGCGCCCCCCAGCAGACGCCAUUGAGAUAUGCGAGGGCGCUGCCGGUUCACCGGGUCAAGGUCAGGUCAAGAACACCCAGGGCAGCUGAUGUUCUUGUUUCAGUGACGCGUUAUUUGUUGGCUAAUUACCUUAGUUUGGGUGCAUUUGUAUGCCGUAGUGAUGAAUGCAAGUGUAUGAUAGGCUGUUCGGUUUGUGUCGGGCUGUGCUGUCCUUCAUGUCGUGUGGUGCGCUUGUGUUCCCGCGAUUGCCUGUGCCUUUACCUCCGUGUGAGCAAAUACACGCCGACUCAUGUUCAGCUGUGAAAGCCAAUAGCUCGUAGAGUGCUGUGAGCAGUGACCCUACUUUUCUUUACAUGGAUGGCUGUCAGCACAGCGAUUAGUUAAUGGGCGGGUCCAUGCCUGUUCGACUGCCAGUGAGUGUAUCGACUUGCAGUGCGUGUACGCAUUGAUUGAUCGUCAAUCAAACAUUGAGC